CGGCCGAGCGGAGCCGAGUCGCGACGCUCGUGACGCAGGCGCCCGACAAACGAACCCCCUCCGCGGGAAGAGGCCCCUGCUAGCUAGCUAGCUCGCUAGAACAUGCUAGAUAGCUAGCGUCAGCUCUGUGGAUGUGCCGGCGGUUGUCGUGCGACAGAUAAAACAGAUUUUUUUGGGGGAAGCGACAAUGUCUGCGGCUCGGUGUCUGCGCGAGUUCGUCGUCGAGCGACUGACCGCGGCCGCCGAGCGGGACAGGUGAACGCACGGAGGUCGGGUCUGGAAAUGAGAAACCAACUCGGGGGGACAGGACUCGUGUCGGAUCCUCGCGGUUUGAGUCGGCUGGUUCUUCUCUCCUUCUCCGUGUCAUCGGUGAUGAUGUAUCUCGUGACCCUUUGUUCCUCCAGAGCUCCCACAGCAUCAUGUCUGUGAGGAGGAGGAGGAGGAGGUUCUCCUCUCUGAGCCCCAGGAGAGGAGCUCCAGUCUGGACCAAGAGGAGCCCGAGCAACCUGCUGCUGCUGAUGCUGAAGGAGAAGAAGAACCCGGAGUCUCCGAGAACAUAAUCAUCGAGUUCAGCGAAGACGUGGACCACCAGCGCAGACUGCUGGAUAUCGUCUGGUAACACGAGAGAGAGCUCCGCUGGACAGAGCUCCCACAGCAUCAUGUCUGUAAGGAGGAGGAGGAGGUUCUCUCUGAGCAGCAGCAGCUCUGGGACCAGGAGAGGAGCUCCAGUCUGGACCAAGAGGAGACAGAGCCUCCACAAAUGAAAGAGGAACAGGAGGAACCAGGCAGCAGUCAGGAGGGAGAGCAGCUUGUACUGAAGCAGGAGACUGAUACUUUUAUGUUGACUCCUACUCAUGAGGAAAGUGAGCACAGUGAACCAGAACCAAACAGUGACCGCCAGCUCCUCCCUCACAACUCUCCUGUAGCUGAGAGCCGAGAUCAGAGAGGAAGUGAGCAUGUGGAGCCAGGAUCCACUAGAAACGAAGAGACGACGAGAGACGAGACGCCACAAUAACACAAGUCACAGUGACACUGUAGACAACUCUCCCCAAACGAAGAGUCACUGUAACACUCGCCCAGGCGAACUGGUCCUUUACAGCUGUGACCCGCCUGUAAGACAGCGCUGAGGGCAGACGGUGACGACGUGGGUGACACUAAGGAAGGGCUGCCCCCCCCCCCCCACAACAACAACACAAGCCCGGUUCAUCAACGGGCACCGGAGGCAACAGGUCAGCGGAGACGCCGCGUCGGAGGCGGCGGAGGAGGAGAGGAGGAGGAGUAUGGAACGCGAUAGAAGACGAUAUUUGCGCUAACGGCCUUCCAUAGAGGAGAGAUGGCCCAGGCCAACAUCUCGGUGACGGAGGGCCAGUUCCGGUGUCCCAUCUGCCUGGACAUCCUGCGGGACCCGGUGUCCAUCCCCUGCGGACACACGUACUGCAUGUCGUGCAUCAACGGCUACUGGGACCAGGCGGAGUCGGGCCAGUGCCGCUGCCCGCAGUGCCGCGACGCGUUCAGCCCGCGGCCGGUGCUGCGCAGGAACACGGUGCUCGCCGAGGUCGUCGACAAGCUCCAGCUGAGCGAGGCUGCGGCGGCGGCGGCGGCGCCGCGGCUCUACGUGGCGGGCGUCGGCGAGGUGCCGUGCGACUUCUGCCCGGCGGAGGGGAGGCUGCGCGCGGCCAAGUCGUGCCUCGUGUGCCUCGCGUCCUUCUGCGAGCGGCACGUGCUGCCGCACCGCGAGGUGGCCACGCUGCGGCGGCACAAGCUGGUGGCGGCGCUGCAGAGCCCCGCGGAGCGGCUGUGCGCGCAGCACCGGCUGGGGCUGGAGCCCGCGGCCGGCGGCGGCGGCGGCUCCGAGGCGCAGUGGAGCGGCGACUGCCUGCUGUGCGAGGCGGACCAGGAGGAGGCGACCGGCGCGGACGCGCAGAGAGCCCGCAGACAGCUCCAGCUCCAGGAGACUCAGAGGAUGAUUCAGGGGAGGAUUCGGAUCGGAGAGAGAGAGAUAGAGGAGUUCCAGCAGAGCUUAGAGUCCCUCAAGGUGUCGGCGUCGGCCGUUCUGGAGGACAGUGAAGCUCUGUUUGCCGACAUGGCUCUCCGCCUGGAGAAGACCAAGGCAGAGGUCCGAGCGAGGCUGGAGGCGAAGGAGCGAGCGGUGGUGGGGAGGGCCGAGCGCGACGUGGAGACGCUGGAGAGAGACGUGGAGGAGCUGAGGAGGAGAGACGAAGAGAUCGGUCGGCUGCUGCAAACCGAGGACAACACGCACUUCUUGCAGGCGGCCCCGCUGCUGUGCGUCCCCCUCGCCGCCGGUCGGCACUCCAGGGCCCUCGGUCUGCCCACGGAGGCCUUCAGCGGCACCGGGAGAGCGCUGGGCCACUUCCGCAGCCGGAUGGAGGAGAUCUGCCGGGAGGAGGUGGACAAGAUCAGUCGCGCGGUUAAUGAGAACUACAUGUCUGGCGGAGAGUGUGUAAAAGGUGGCAGAAAUCUGUGUGGGGAGAACACCAAACCUCAGCAAACGCAGCCGACUGCAGGUCAACACGAUACCACUAGGGUGCCGGUGUCUUUCCCCUUGUCCUCUUUGUCUCUGCAGCCGGCUGAUCAGAGGAUGAGGACAGCCUUCCUCAGGUGUUCUUGUCAUCUAUCCUUGGACCCCGAUACGGCCCACCCUACCCUGAUCCUCCUCGAGGGGCCCCAGGGGGCCCACUGUGGCGAGGAGCCCCAGUCCUACCCGUCUCGCCCACAGCGCUUUGAUUCGGUGGCGCAAGUCCUGUGCAGGGAGGGCCAGUUCGGCGGCGCCAGUUACUGGGAGGUGGAGUGGAGGGGCGGCGGGUGGAUCGACAUCGGCGUCACGUACCGCGGCAUCGGGCGCAAAGGCGGCGGAAAGCCCUGCCUGCUGGGCCGCAACGAGAACUCCUGGCGGCUGCGGUGCACGCACGCCGGAUACGCCGCCUGGCACGACAACCGCAAGACCACGGUGGCCGCACCGCCCUGCCCCAGGAUCGGCGUGUACCUGGAACGCCAGAAGGGGGUGUUGUCCUUCUACAGCGUGUCGGACUCCGUGGUGCUCCUGCACACGUUUCGUUGCUUGUUCUCGCAGCCGCUGUACCCGGCCUUCCGCCUGGACCUGGACUCCACCCUGCUCCUCUGCCCCCACGACGCAGGCAGCGGAAACCCAACCUAACCCCACCUCCCUCCUCAUCCGGGACCCUUUAUUUAACUUCUGCAAGAAAGGGCUGUCCACUCUGCUUAUGGAUAUGGAUAUUUUAAUUGCUGAUGAAGAGACAGCAACAUCAGGAAGACGCAUCACAGUCCGAAGUCAACUGUCAACUGCCUUUUUUUUUUUUCUCGUGUCAAAAACAGAUUUUUCUUCAUUUCUCUUUUUUUUUUAAAUUCUCUUUAAUUGUAAAAUACUUGUCUGGAGCUGAUCUGUUUUUCCCACAAUAAGCCUUUUCCACAUUGUACAUAGUGACUCUAUGGCAGUUACUCAAACAAACUCAUACUAAUCCGACUAAGAAAGUGUGACAUCAGCUGUAGCCCGUGUCCUUCAGAGUCUGCAUUUCAAGACUUGCAUGACUGACCAGACCGUCCCAUUACGAAGGCGCCGUCAAACACGGCCGACAAAUGCGUCUUCCCGUUCCCGUAGCACCGAAGGACCCGGCGGGUCUUUCUCGGGUCAACCUAUCCCCAGGAUUCAUCGUUAGAGAGCUCAGUAGCAAACGAUGGGAUUAAAACCAUCACAAAACCCCUCUGCUUUAAUGGUUUACUACUAAAAAAAGUAUUCAGCCCCUAUUUGUUUGUGUUUUAUAUUGUUUGCUGUAUUUAUGGAACACGUUUUAUAUCAUAGGGUGAUUUUUGUUUUUAUUUAACUCACUACAAUGACAGAUUUCAUAUUUAGUGCCUGUGACUACUUGAAUACCCACAGUUAGGGAUUUGACAUAGAAACCUUGUUUGGUUUUUUAUAUGGAAAAUGUUAAGUUACCUCAGAUUUGGAUAAAUUAAAAUGCCAUAUUAUAGUGACAUUUUUUUUUUUGCUUUGGGUAUAAUGUUGUCAUUUUCUCUUAUGUGGGUGAGUUUUUGUGUACAACACAUUGCAGGUCAAUCCCAUGAAUGGAAUAAAUAGUUUGAUAUUCGGGAAAUGCUCUAUUAAACUUAGCUUAGCACAAAGACUGGAAGUAGAGGGAAACUGCUAGCCAACAGAAUCUCUAAGUGAAAUCACAACAUCUUUGUUUUCACAAUUUCGCUUCAACAACUAAAUACUUUAGACGUGCAGGUGGUUCAUUUUCAGAAAUUAUGCUAAGCUAAGCUAGUGGUUGCUUCAGUGGAAUCGUCAGAUGGUAUUAGCAUAAAUUUAAGCUAGUCCUUUUAGGCUACGUUCACAUUGCAGCUCUUUCAUUCGCCAUUUAUGUAAGCUAGCUACAGCUAGCAGCUGCUAUAGGCUAUGUUUAGCACAAAGACUUGAAUUAGAGGGAACCUGCUAACCUGGCUAAUGUUAAAAAUAAAAAAUCCCACUUCUCAGUAUAUAGUAAAAUCACAACUUCUUGUUUCUACAAAUUAGCUCAACGUAACGUGUUAAUUAAUGUAUGUUAGAGAUGCGGACAACUCUGAUUUUGUUUCCUCUACUUCCUGUCGUUAUGCUAAGCUAAGCUAACAGUGGCUUCAUAUGUACCGUGCAACCAUGAGAGGGGUGAAAGUCUAGAGAUAUUUAACUCUCGGCAAGAAACCAAAUAAGCAUGAAUCCAAAUUAUCCCGGCUGCAUUCACAUUGAAGGUUUUCAUUCUUAAUUUCACAUUUCUAAUUAUGCAUUUGUCAACGUAUAACCAUAUUGAUAAAUAAUAGAAAUAAUUACAUAAUUUGAAAAGGCACGAUAAUUCUCAUGAUUGUAUCCACUAUGCUAAUUCAGGCAAGCGACAGAAGCCACGACAAUUUGGCAAUAACUUUUUGGUGAAUCGUUUAAGAUAUACAUUGUCUUUGUAACGCUGUAUGUUUGAGUCUGUGUGUGUGUGGGGGGGGGGUAUCAGAGGCAUGUUCUUUGCAUGCUUCCAACUUCAAUCCUGUUAAUAUAUAUCUCAUUCAAUCAUAUCUAAUCGAGUCAAUUUCUAUUAUCAACUCAUAACCAGUCAAUCAAGGUUAGAUUUGGAAAAAAAAGUGACAAACUGCAGCUUUAAGCUGUUAAACAAAAAAAAAACAUCAGGUGUGAAAUGUGCGGAAACGUAUCAGAACAAAAAACUUUUAACGUUUAAAGGUCGCUAACAUUUGAUCGUAGAAUUACCACAGACAAGAUAGUGACCUUGUCUCCCUGUCUGAAUGGAUGUCAGACUCUUUAUUUUCAUUAAACAACUUUCAUUUUGAUUGGUGCUAUUCCGGAGGAUUGUGAUCGUUCGUUCGACCGAGCACUGUGGGAGGCCUUUACUGUAUCCCCCCAAAAAACAGAACAGGAUUAUAAAACUUACAUAUAACCUGUAAUCUUUAUAUGCACUUGUCAAAGGCAUGUUCAAAAACAAACAUAUACAGGAAUACUACUGCAUUAUAUAUCACGACAGACCGACCUAAUGUAAGUGAACGGUCAUUGGAAGUAAGGAACUUUUCUUUUUUUUUUGCCAUGAAGUGCAUUAUUCCAGAAGCAGAACGACUGUAACAUGAACUGAAGUGUUUUACGCUUUUCUGUGUAACUAUCUCCUUGUAGCAUUUUCCACUUCCUGUUUACUCAACUGUGCUGUUGUUGUUGUUGUUGUUGUUGUUGUGGUCAUCAAAUGUCUGAGUGUGGCGACUUCCUUUAGAUGAGUUCAUUCAACUGUGGCUCGCAAUAAACCCAUCCAGGUCUGAA
Messenger RNA from Scophthalmus maximus (turbot), 5818 nucleotides. RefSeq names its product tripartite motif-containing protein 16-like. Bases 1334 to 3175 code for a protein of 613 amino acids. Lineage: Eukaryota; Metazoa; Chordata; Actinopteri; Pleuronectiformes; Scophthalmidae. Gene Ontology annotation, molecular function: protein binding. The transcript has 11 exons. The record is from RefSeq and is a predicted model, not a curated record.